UUUACAUAUACAGUUGUACCUCGAGCAGCGUCACAAGCUCAUAAUCCAUCGAUCGAUAUGAACGCCUUCGAACGUGUCCUUAGUACUCCUGAACUGGUAGACGGCAUCCUCAAUAUUCUUGAGCCUCGCGACCUCUGCAAGAUUCUGACUCUGGAUAGGGCCUUUUUCCAACAUGCUAUGCCGGUCUUAUGGCGCUCUGUUCCAUAUCGAGCCACAGAGUAUUUCGACGAAACAACUUCUCGCGGAAUUGCUUAUAUGAACGCCAUCAAACAUCUAGAUAUCGGCGAUAUGCCCGGUGAUCCUAAUAAUCUCAAAGAUCAGAAGGAAAUAUUAGACGCCAUUUUACAAUACUUUCCAAAUAUAGUAACGGCCAGGAAUUAUUGUUCGCCUCGGCCAUGGUCUUAUAAUUGGAAACUGCGAGUCGAACGUUCAUUCGCCCAGAAAACAGACGAGGAGGAAGAGUGCGGCAAGAGGGUAAAAAUGGUGGAGCAAAGGAAACUACUGCUCGAUUUUAACGUCAAUUGGAAAGCCCAGGGCGUAUUAAACACACAGUCUCUCGACAAAUCUUUCGCUGGAUGGAAAGGUUAUACCAUCGACCUUUCUAUCACUAUGAGAGUUCCACUACGGAAAUCACAGCAUCGCUUCCUCUUGGAGCCUUUCAGCACGACCCAGCCAGACGGGUAUUACUAUGUCGCCUACCUACUUUCUCCGGCCAGGCGAGAUCCCAGAAUUUGGGCUCUCGAUUUUGAAGGUCUGUCAAUCAAACUUGCAGAACUGGAAGGUAUACUUGCCUUCCAUCAUGUAAAACUUCGGCCCAUCCUUGAACUCCGUGCAACACGUGUUGUCGAUGCAUCACUUGAAGGAUUUGAAAGCUUCUGUGAUAGUGCCAGGGAUCUUCAAGAGUUACACCUCAGUUUUAACUACGGUUGUCACGCCCUACACCUACGACAUAUUGAGCGAAUCGUCUUGGCGGUCGCAGAGAUGCCAAAGCUGAAAGCGAUAGAACUGUCUAUCCUUUUCUCUGAGGGUGAAGAGUUUACGCCUGCGACAGCACUUACAGUACCGCCUGGUGUUGCUAGCCCUCGAUUGCGAGAACUUCAAAAGGUCACUAUCAACAUCCAUUCUACCGCCCCUUCAUAUGUUACACGUUACGCCUUCCCAGUUGAUACUUUGGCUCAAUGCUUGGCUUAUUUAGGAGCCGAGGAAGAUUGCAAAUAUGUCUUAAAAAACGGAACCGGCGUUUUUGUCGGAACGGACGUUUCUAACGGACUGAACAAGGAAGUUCAUAAUUUUCAAAGAUCAUCGCCCAACGGAUUGCCCCCACGCCAACCAACGUAAGACAGAACUCUGUCGAUGAAUCAGAUCCAACAUCCCCUCUAUCAAAAGGUCCAACCCAAAUCAAUCUUCCUCCCUCCAAUAACUUGUUUUCUUUCGGAAGUAUGCCUUUUUGACUGACUCAUAUAAUAUUCUGUCCCAACCUCCAGGAAAUGAGACUUGAUGUGGCCUGACAGGUUCGAAGGAAAUGGUAGAUUUUGUUGUAAAGCAGAGAACGUUAUGAUCUUAGAACCUUCGGAAAAGAAAAGUAAAGGUCAAUAAUUCGGUCCUUGCAUGGGGUUUUUUUACGGGAUGUACGUUUUGGAUACCAUGUUAUCCGACAAGCUUUGGGAGUCCAUUACUACACACGACUUGACACCACAGGUCUAUAUAUUUCACGGGACAGAGCACAACUUCUCGUCUCACCUCCUAUUUGUAUGUACAACACGGGUUCAAUUGGUUUUCACUACCAUACUUUUGACCUGUUUAACAGAUGGAUGAGGGGUCGGUGAAGCCAGGCGAGCCCGAAAUGCAAGUGGCUCACUGCAGUUAAGAAUUAUACUUUCUAUUAUCCAGCCCGCGGAGUUAUGUUACAGAAAUAUUAGUGUUAUGCAUCACAAAUUCAUC
This is a messenger RNA of Cryptococcus deneoformans JEC21, 1941 nucleotides long. RefSeq lists its product as hypothetical. Lineage: Eukaryota; Fungi; Basidiomycota; Tremellomycetes; Tremellales; Cryptococcaceae. Bases 58 to 1338 code for a protein of 426 amino acids. The record is from RefSeq and is a predicted model, not a curated record. The transcript has 3 exons.